Messenger RNA from Marmota monax (woodchuck), 4482 nucleotides. It is a transcript of the gene Dpy19l2, whose product is annotated as dpy-19 like 2. Gene Ontology annotation, biological process: spermatid development. Gene Ontology annotation, molecular function: mannosyltransferase activity. NCBI's taxonomy places the organism in Eukaryota, Metazoa, Chordata, Mammalia, Rodentia, Sciuridae. Bases 204 to 2537 code for a protein of 777 amino acids. The transcript has 22 exons. The record is from RefSeq and is a predicted model, not a curated record. Gene Ontology annotation, cellular component: nuclear inner membrane.
CGCGCGGGCGGCGCGAAGCGGCGAGGCUCGCGCCCCCGCCCUCCAGGUUUCGCGGUUGCCAUGACGACUGGGAAGCCCGCAACGGCGGCGAGGACCAGUCGUUGAGGCUGCGAGGCCAGUCAGGCCCCUCGGGACCUCGCCUGAGUCUGCUGGGCCCGCUGCCUAGAGAGACCCAGCUCCAUCCGAACAGGGACUAUGAGAAAAUGGUCGGGCAAACGAGGAAUAAACUCAAAGAAGCGACUUCAGAGCCACCUCAAUCUACUCGCGCCUUGCAGUCGAAGCGGCGGCGCAAGGCCACCGGAGCCGGAGCCGGGGAGCCCGAGUUAGAGAAAGAGCUGCAGGAGGAGAUGGAAAAGCCGGAGCUGCUUCUGCAGCCCUCGUCCCUAAGCGGCAGAAACCUGCCAGGGGGCUCCCGGGAUUACACGCCGCGGAAGAUCCGAAAUUUGAACUCGCAAAACUGCUUGCAUCUGGAACAGCUCGCCAAAACACUACUUUUCGGCCGCUUUCAAUUUCUCUUCUGUUUCCUGGAACAGGUCCGCGAAAAGGUGCACGUAUUGCAGACCCUUAAGGUCUCUAGCAGGACCACCGUCAGCAUAGCUGCUAUUGUGGGAAUUUUGCACUGGAUACAUUUAAUAUCACUUUUUGAAAAUGACCGUCAUUUUUCUCACCUCUCAUCUUUGGAACGAGAGAUGACUUUUCGCACUGAAAUGGGACUUUAUUAUUCCUACUUCAAGACCAUUAUUGAAGCACCUUCAUUUUUGGAAGGACUGUGGAUGAUUAUGAAUGAUAGGCUUACUGAGUAUCCCCUUGUAAUUAAUACAGUGAAACGCUUCCAUCUUUAUCCAGAGGUAAUCAUAGCCUACUGGUAUCGCACAUUCGUGGGAAUAACGGAUUUAUUUGGGGUAGAAACUAAGACCUGCUGGAAUGUCACCAGAGUAGAACCUCUUAACGAAGUUCAAAGCUGUGAAGGAUUGGGAGACCCCGCUUGCUUUUAUGUUGCUGUGAUUUUUAUUUUAAAUGGACUAAUGAUGGGAUUAUUCUUCAUAUAUGGUACAUACCUGAGUGGGACUCAGUUAGGAGGUCUAAUUACAGUACUGUGCUUCUUUUUCAACCAUGGAGAGGCUACCCGUGUAAUGUGGACACCACCUCUCCGUGAAAGUUUUUCAUAUCCAUUCCUUGUUCUUCAGAUGUAUAUUUUAACUAUGAUUCUCAGGACCUCACACAAUAAUGGAAAACAUUUCAUUGCACUCUGUGCUUCCAAUAUUGCUUUUAUGCUUCCCUGGCAAUUUGCUCAGUUUAUACUUUUUACACAGAUAGCCUCAUUAUUUCCCAUGUACGUUGUGGGGUACAUUGAGCCAAGCAAAUUUCGGAAGAUCAUUUAUAUGAAUAUGAUUUCACUUUUCCUUUGUUUCAUUUUGAUGUUUGGAAAUCCAAUGUACUUAUCUUCUUAUUAUUCUUCAUCUUUGUUAAUGACAUGGGCAAUAAUUUUAAAGAAAAAUCAAAUUCAAAAAUUGGGAGUUUCUGAACUCAACUUUUGGCUAAUUCAAAGUGGUAUUUGGUGGUUUGGAACUGUCGUUUUGAAAUUUCUGACCUCUAAAAUCUUAGGUGUUUCAGACCAUAUUCGCCUGAGUGACCUUAUAGCAGCCAGAAUCUUAGGGUAUACAGAUUUCGACACCUUAGUAUAUACCUGUGCUCCUGAAUUUGACUUUAUGGAAAAAGCGACUCCACUGAGAUACACAAAGACAUUAUUGCUUCCAGUUGUUUUGGUGAUUACUUAUUUUAUCUUUAAAAAGACUUAUCGUGAUAUUUUAUGUGUCUUAUCUACAAACACUUAUCUAAGAAAACAGCUCCUUGAACAUGGUGAGCUGGUUUUUCACACUUUGCAGUUGAUGGCAUUUACUUCCCUUGCUGUUUUGAUUAUGAGGCUGAAACUGUUUUUGACACCACACAUGUGUAUUAUGGCUUCCUUGAUCUGCAACCGACAGCUCUUUGGCUGGCUUUUUUGCAAAGUUCAUUUUGCGAAUGUUAUCUUUGGCAUUCUGACAGUGAUGUCAAUACAAGGUUGUGCAAACCUCCACAAUCAAUGGAGCAUAAUAGGAGAAUUUAAUAAUUUGCCUCAGGAAGAAAUUAUACAAUGGAUCAAAUACAAUACCAGACCUGAUGCUGUUUUUGCAGGUGCUAUGCCUACAAUGGCAAGCAUCAAACUGUCUACACUUCAUCCCAUUGUGAAUCACCCUCAUUAUGAAGAUGCAGACUUGAGGGCCCGAACAAAAAUAGUUUAUUCAGCAUAUAGUCGAAAAUCUGCAAAAGAAGUGAGAGAUAAAUUGUUGGAGUUACAUGUGAAUUAUUAUGUUUUAGAAGAGGCAUGGUGUGUUGUGAGAACUAAGCCUGGUUGCAGCAUGCUUGAAAUCUGGGAUGUUGAAGACCCUUUCAAUGCUGAUAACCCUCCCCUAUGUAGCAUCCUGCUCAAGGAUGCAAGGCCUUACUUCACCACAGUAUUUAUGAAUAGUAUGUACAGAGUAUUAAAGGUUAACUGAGAAUUACACUGUGGUGCAAGAGGUGUGUUGAAAACAAACAUGGUUUGCCUUAUUUUUUGGCCUGGUGAUUUAAUAAAAUCACAAGCGUUAAAAGAGACACUUAAAAACAAGAUAAUAAAAAUGAUUUAAAGUCUUUGAUUACUAAAGGUAGAUCACUUCAUUGUUUUCCAUUGAAUGUCAGCUUUAUUAAGCUUGUUGUAUAAAUGAUUAAAUCAUUUUAUAUUGCAAAAAUGUUCAUCUUAAGAGUUUUAAGGGAAAAUGUAUGCAAAAGAGCAAUGGAAUUUAAUAAAUCAAGGAUAUGGAAAUCCUUUCUUAUCCAACUAGGUGAAUCAUUUCAGGUUUUUUCUAGUACCAGGUGUAUCAGCUCAGACUCCUUCAACCACUUAGAAGAAUGCAGCUCUGAAAUGACACUUCCUGAGACCCUGAUACUGCUCACAACCAUUGUACAGUCUGUGAGGAAACUCUGUGUCCAUUGUGGUAUUUUUUCUUUUACUAGACUUCAGAAAAGAUCUUUAAUAGUGUUCGAAUGCUUUAAAAAAAACAGCUUGUUUUGUAAUGUGCUUUCCACUGAUCAGUUUUUAUCCUGAGCUAAACAGGUAUUAAUCUGUCUUUAGAAUCCAGUGGUUUUUCUUUUAAUCUCAAGGUAAAAUGAAAAUUUCUAUGGCACACAAUCAAAUUUGGUGGUUAAACAUAAUCAGAAAAGAAAAUCCAGUUAAAUUUAUCGAGUGAGAUUUUCAGAUGCUAGACCUUGAAUCAAGCAAAGGCCUUUCUUUUCACCUUGAUGGCUUGAUAGCUUUGUUGGACAUAGUAUUUCUAGCCACCAUCUUUCAUAAUGCAUACUCAUUUACUUUUGUUUUUGGAUGAGGAAGGUCAGGUUUUAUAACUCCUUUCCCCCUAUAAAACCUAUCCAACAAUAAUGCUUUGAAAAGAGGUAAUUAUCAGUUGCCAAUUGCAGAGUAACAUUCUUUUUCUCUGCUUGAUAAAUAUUAAAUAUGCCAGCUCUGCAGUAUUUUAAUGUGCAUUCAAGUUAAUCAUCUUGUGAUAAUAAAACAUACUUAUGUUCUUGUGAUAACAAAAUGAUUUAAUUCCAUAGAUUAGUUCACUUAUAGAAGGCAAGCAAUCACACAUAGAAAAAAAACAUUAAAAUUGCUUUUCAAUCUUUGUAGUUUAAAAUAUUCAGUAUAGAAUAUAAAACAGCUAAGAAAGUAUGCACAAUUCAUUUAUUUUAGAAUUUUCGAAUAAAUUCAUUUUGUAAGUGUGGAGCAAAGAAGGAAAAGUGACAUAACAACUAAUAUUCAUAAAAUUCAAGAAACACAUUUUGGAUGAUGUUUUCAUAGGUCAUAUUUUUAAAAAAUUGGCAGAAUAUGGCAAAAAUGGAUGAGUUUAUUAACUAUAAAAUGUUCUAUAUACAUAUAAUGAUUUCAUGUGGAUUUUUAUUUUUCUGUCCUCUGUAUGGUAAAUAAUUAAAAAAACACUUGAGAUUCUUUGUGUUUUCUAUCUUCUGAUCCUUAAUCAAGCAUACAUUUUGAAAUUGAAAGAGUUCUGAUAUAAGGCAGAAAUUGGAGAUUGCUGGAUUUAUUAGCCAAGUUUACAUUGGCAAUGGCCUUUAUUAGCUAUUUUAGACAAUUCUGCAUAGCUGCAGCUAUAAGAGAAGGCACUGUGAUGGAGAUAGUUUGGCCUUUGUUACAAGAUGGACCAAAGUUUGAAUUCUGGCUCUUCUAUAUUAGGAUAUGUUAGGUAUAUCCAUCCAUUUAAACAUACUUAUUAAGUGCUAUGUGUGCCAUGCACUGUAACCAAGCUCAGUCAUGUUGCUUAAUUCUCUAGUUCAGCGAAACUAGUAUCCUAUAAUAACUUUUUUUGCAAAUUGAUCUGAAACCACGACUAGGAGUGAACUGUACCUAGGCUGCAGCAAUCCCCUCCAUCAUCCAGCUCUCAGGAAUUGAUG